UAGGAUCUCAGAUGUUGCGGCAUGGUUUUUUCUCCAUCCAAUCUGCAAUUGAGGAUAAACAGUUCAGAGACGAUAAGUCUAUGUUGCUGGACAAGGAGAUGCUCCAAAGGUUCUAUAAAAACUCGCAACCGCUAGAGAAGUUGAACGUGACCCCACCCUUGCAUUCAGUUCUAAAGGAUGCCAUCGAAUCGUUCAAACCGAAAGCCAAAGGAGGGUUCCAACCGUUUCGCAUGUUCAACAACGCACUGUCACAGUCGGCGAGUGGGCGUCUAAACAAAGGGCAACUCACACUGACCGCGAAGAGCUCCUUGGAACACACUUCUCCUAAAAAGAAGCUUGCAAGUACAAGUACGCAGCCCAAUACACAAGCCAGCUCUGAAAAAGCGUAUAGAAGCAGUUUUGGGCCCUCACUCCAAGAAAAAGGGUUUGUCAGGUCAAGUAGUUUUCUGAUGCGAGGGAUCAGCUUUCCCAAUUCUAAUUUAAAUGAAGAAUCGUGUAGACCGCGGCCAAUACAGAACACUUGCUCGGCUCCUGAAGUGGAGUGUUUCUCCAGUAAUAUGGACAUGUUUGCUAUUCCCCGUCUCUCAGAUAGUGACCAUGCAGGCAUGAGUAGCAGCGGUUGCACUACACCCAAGAAGAAGAGCAACAAGCUGUCUUCGUAUUCGUUUGAUAUGUUUGGCCCGCGCCAACGGAGAGAGUCAACCCAAGAUCAGGUACAAUUCGGCGAACAACUGCGAAGGCCGAUCACUGCGCAAUCGAAGGCUAAAACGGGCACAAGUCUCAAGAAGAGUAAAAUGCUCCGGAAGGGGUCGGUGAGCGCCUCUAAAAAGAAUGCCGCCGUUAAACGGGCCUCGCACCCUUGCAUGGGAGAUGGUCUUCUAAAUUCGAGACUACCCUUUCUGACCAGUUUAAGACCGGCGAAGCAAAUCUUGAGUGAAGUCGACUCACUCAGUGUGAUGUGUCAGAAGAUUUAUAAAAACCUACCGAUGCAAUACAAGGAGAUGGUACCGGGUGUCAGCAAAUUCUGUUUUCAGGGUAGCCAUUUCAUCGCAUGGGCUACGGAAAACGAUACAAGAAGCCGCAAUCAAGCGAUUGACCUCGGAAAUGUUCUGCUUCUAUCUGGGAUGAUAUCCAACAUAUCUUCCGACGAACAGACUUUCAAAACCGAAAGUCUCUUCGCUUUAACGGCGUCGUGCACGGGUUCAGCAACAUCCGAGAUCGAGAAUCUCUGCUCAAGAACUUCAGGCUCGAUGCAAAGGACGACAAUGAAUGAAUUACUUCAGGAUACAGAAGGAGUUGAAGCUUUGUACCAGUUUUUGAGCAAAGAAUAUUGUGAAGAAGUUCUGCUCUUUGUUCUGUGUGUUGUAGGCUUCAGAGACACAGCAGAUCGCGAAGAGACUAUCGAGAUCCAGGCCCAAGAGAUCUUCGACACUUUUAUUUUACCAAACGCUAAGCUGCAAAUAAACAUAUCGCAACAACUCCUAGACGAAGUAUCGGCUUCUAUGGAAACGAAAGCGUUUUCUCUGGAUAUGUUUGAUGUAGUGGAGAGAGAAAUGAUGGUCAUCCUCGAACGAGACAAAUUUUCGCGUUUCAAAAAAGAGUAUUUCGCCACAGCCAAGCAAGGUCUGACAAGGAACGUUGGGACCAUUGGGUAAAUCUGUGAGUGUUCAUAUGUGCGAUCAAGGCUUAAUAGCGGAGUGACUACUUUAGCCACUUGAAAGAGUGGCUGACAAGACAACAUACUACACUGGUAUAUUGUAUAUUGAAUCAUCAAGCUUAGUUUCAGCACUUAGUCGUAGCUGCAGAUGAGGGUGAAGUGCCUUUAUUAGAUUUCCUUCCCUUCCACGCGAAAAAAUCAAUCGCCGUAAAAUAUACUUGGUCUGUGAUUCAAGGGCGAUUGAGCAACGAUCAUGAAUGAAGGAGCCAAAUAUUGCGUGCGAGAGCAAGAAUAAAAAUACCACUCGCAUUCAUUUUAUUGAACUCGAAGUAUGUAAAAAGCC
Molecule: messenger RNA, 2000 nt
Organism: Sphaeroforma arctica JP610
Lineage: Eukaryota; Ichthyosporea; Ichthyophonida
Exons: 10
Coding region: 12-1655 (547 amino acids)
Source: RefSeq, a predicted model, not a curated record